Abrus precatorius (Indian licorice) is the source of this 1710-nucleotide messenger RNA. RefSeq lists its product as uncharacterized. NCBI's taxonomy places the organism in Eukaryota, Viridiplantae, Streptophyta, Magnoliopsida, Fabales, Fabaceae. The coding region runs from base 1 to 1710 and encodes 569 amino acids. The record is from RefSeq and is a predicted model, not a curated record. Gene Ontology annotation, molecular function: zinc ion binding; nucleic acid binding. The transcript is spliced from 9 exons.
AUGGCGAAAGUUCAUCCUAUAUAUACCUCCCGCCGAGCCUCUAAUUUUUCACUGAAGAAGAAGAACUUGAAAGAAAUUCAGUAUACAGCUUUGGAAAUAUGUGACGAUGAAGAUAUUGAUUGCAUGAUAAGUGCAUUUCAACAAGAAUCUAGUAGAAAUGUUAUUGAGUUAUAUGUAGAUAUUGCUGUUGGUGGAAGAGUUAGAAAUGAUGUUGAUGAGGAUAAUAAAGACUCAGGUUAUGAGAGUUACAAUGAUGAAGAUGAUGAAGCAGAAUUUUCGUUAGGCAGUUCUUCUACUGAUGUUGAAGGCGAGUUUCAGUCCAACUUAAAUAUACAAGUAACCGAAAAUGUAGGAGGAAUGGUGAACGAAGAACCGUUCGUACAUAUAUCAUUGAUACAAGAGCGAAUCUGUGCUCAGUUUGGAUACAAAAUUUCAUAUAAAAAAGCUUGGAAGGCAAAGCAAAAAGCCAUUAUUAAAGUAUUUGGUGAUUGGGAUGAAUCAUAUGCUAUGUUGCCACAUUGGUUUAAAGUAUUUGAACGGUUAUUCUGGUCAUUCAAACAAUGUCAUGAAGCUUUUAAAUUCUGCAAACCUAUAUUACAAGUGGAUGAGACGUUCUUAUACGGUAAAUAUCGUCAUACAUUGCUCAUUGCAACAACUCAAGAUGGAAAUAAUUGUGUCCUUCUAAUAGCUUUUGCAAUUGUUGAAGGAGAAACCUUAUUGGGAAUUUGUUUGAUAUCAGAUAGGCAUCAAAGUAUCAAGGGGGCUGUGUCAAAUCCACACAUUGGGUGGCAACCUCCAAAUGCGUAUCUGAUAACUACUCGGCAAAUCUCUGAACCCUCACCUUCUCCUUCACCUCAGACAAGGUCAUCUGCACCUGCAUCUGAACCUUCACCUUCACCAUCACCUCCACCAAGAAUAGUUGCACCCUCAGGAUCUUCACCACCUGCCACACAUGAUCCAAGAUUCAGAACCUACACACCAUCGAGAGUCAUAUUUGAGCAGAAGUUAACUAGAUUUUGUAAUGAAUCUGAAGAUAUACAAAGAUGGAUUGACUGCAUAUCAAAAGAGAAAUGGGCAUUAUCUUAUGAUGAUGAAGGACGAUGUUAUGGACACAUGACCACAAAUCUUUCAGAAGCAGUCAAUAAAGUAUUGAAAGGUUCUAGAAACCUGCCCAUUACUGCACUAGUUAAAGCCACGUUUGGACGAUUGGUUGAAUAUUUUGUGAAGCGUGGAGAAGAGGCCAUGUAUGAGUUUCAUAAUGGAAUCAUCUUUUGUCGUAAAGUCAUGUUGCAAAUUCAAAAAAAUCAAGAAGAAGCUUCACACACCAAGUUCGUCGAUAUGACAUUCAAAGAAAAAGUUUUGAGAAGAUUCCAGUGUUACCGAUUUCCUUGUUCGCACGUGAUAGCGGCCUGUAUAGCUGUGAGUAUUGAUUUUUGGCAAUAUGUUGAUCCAGUGUAUUCCCUACAAUAUGUUGUAAAUGCGUACUCGCCACAGUGGUUCCCCUUUGGAAAUGAAUGCAACAUUGUUACAAAUAGCGAAUGGAAGUUGGUGCCUGAUGUCGACAGAGCAAGAGGUAAGGGCCGACCAAAGUCAACUCGUAUUAGAAAUGAAAUGGACUGGGUUGAGUCACAAACAAGACAAAGGUGUUCAAAUUGUAACGAAGUAGGUCAUAAUCAACGCCAUUGUCCUCAACAAAACAAUGUCCAUUAA